AUGAGGAUUUCUCUCGAGAUACUCAGCGAUUUGGUCAAAAGCUUGAGUUCACCACGAAUGACAGAGAGAAGCGCACAAGAAUUCGCGAUUUUAAUCGAUUCCUUAGCUCAGAGCUCACAGUUUGGGACAGUAGCCGGGUCGAGCCCGUUCGGAGUAUACGAGAUGGAUUUCGGGUGGGGAAGACCCGUUAAAGUUGAUGUUAUCUCCAUUAGAGAAGAAAAAAAUCUCAAUGUCAGAGAGACGUGA
This is a messenger RNA of Arabis nemorensis, 246 nucleotides long. The record is from the annotation of a GenBank genome assembly. NCBI's taxonomy places the organism in Eukaryota, Viridiplantae, Streptophyta, Magnoliopsida, Brassicales, Brassicaceae.